AUGUCAUCUCCAUACAUUCCCCCUCCUGAAUUGGAGGAAUUUCUCAAUGGGCCGCCACCAAUAUACAUCGGAUUUGGCUCCAUAAUUGUAGAUGACCCCAAGGAACUUACUUUAUUGUUGUUGGAAGCAGUGAAGCUGGCCGGGGUACGAGCCAUUAUCUCACAAGGAUGGGGCGAAUUAGGCAGUGAAGACUUGGUGAUUCCUCCCAACGUUCAUUUUAUAGGAAGUUGUCCACAUGACUGGAUUUUUGAAAAGAUUUCUUGCGUGGUACACCACGGCGGCGCCGGUACAACGGCUGCGGCUAUGGCUUGUGGAAAGCCUUCAAUUAUCGUCCCCUUCUUUGGCGAUCAGCCAUUCUGGGGGGAUACUAUCGCGAAAAUAGGCGCAGGCCCCAAGCCUAUUCCGUUUAAAAAACUAACUGCGCCCGAUCUCGCUGCGGCUAUCGGCGCUGCCCUUGAGCCAGAUAUCAAACAGAGAGCAAAAGAACUCGGGGAGCAAGUUCGUAACGAGAGCGGCGUCGAUGCUGGAGUCACGUCAUUCCACCAUCAGCUUGAGCAUUCUGAUCUGAGUUGCAGGAUCGUAAACUCGCGCCCAGCGGCUUGGAAAAUUCGAGGAACAGACAUUCAGAUCGGCUCUAGUGGUGUGGCGCUCCUAGUUAACAGAGGUUUGCUUAGUACUGACAAAAUUGAGCUACUUCGACCGCAAAAAUAUAAUUUGAACAUCGGGCCUCGAGAUCCAUUCUCGGGAAUGGCUUUUGCUUUUAUUGAUUCAGCAGCAGAGAUCGGCGGAGGGCUCAGCCACUUUGGUGCAUCAGCUCAAGAGCUCUUCCGAUCAAUUUUUGAGAAGGGGUCUAUACACUCGGGCAAGCGAUCUGCAUUUGCCUCCAGCAUGAAGGGAAUCGGGAAAGCCUCCGUUACUGCCGUUCGAGCUCCCAUUGAUGUUGCCUUCGCAUUCACUCAAGGCUUGCACAAUGCGCCGAAACUCUGGGGUGACCCCUAUGUAGAGUUGCCCGAGACUGUCGAGGGCAUACCAACCGGGCUCACAGCAGCAAGCAAGGUAAAUUACAAUCUAUAA
This is a messenger RNA of Penicillium crustosum, 1074 nucleotides long. Its product is annotated as glycosyltransferase. The transcript has 2 exons. Bases 1 to 1074 code for a protein of 357 amino acids. Gene Ontology annotation, molecular function: UDP-glycosyltransferase activity. NCBI's taxonomy places the organism in Eukaryota, Fungi, Ascomycota, Eurotiomycetes, Eurotiales, Aspergillaceae. The record is from RefSeq and is a predicted model, not a curated record.